AGCAGGCGAGAGCCCAUGAGGAUGCACUCAUUAGCUGUCGUCUGCCAGCAAGUUGGGAGUGUGUGUUGCUGAGGCUGUUAUAAAAGGCAGUCGUUAAGUAAUCGCAUUUCUCUUGCAUAAGUACUUGUUUUUAGGAGACUUUAGCCAACUGGAGGCUGCAGCUCACAGACAGAAAGCACGUUGUACUACCCUGAUUUUUAAAUGCAUGAUUAUUAAUCCGCUGGAAGUUGUAUAAAAAUCUCUUUAGGUAAGGUUAAGUGGCAGAGACUCUUCGGUGCUGAUGGUAGCUGUAAGACACUGCUAACAACCUGUGGAGCCUUGGUAAAAUGGAUGCUAUGCACAAGCUGAAGAUUUUGGUGAUGUUUCUGUCUCUGGCUACUUUCAUGGUCAUGGUGAUACUGAAUGCUGGAAAUGCCACUGGGAUUUUCAAAGGUCUGUUCAGAACAACCCCUGGAAACAUCUCAGCGAAGUACAACACUGACUUCACACCAGCUGGCUGGACUUUCCUCAUCUGGAAUGUCAUCUAUGCUUGGCAUCUUGUCUGGCUUCUCUACGCCUUGUCAGGGAUCUGUCGAAGGAAUGAACUUGGAUGUGUCUACAUAAAGCCAGACUUGCUGCCAAUACCUUUUUAUGUGGUGUGGAUUCUGAAUAACAGCCUCAAUGUUGGAUGGCUGUUUCUGUGGGACCGAGAAUACCUCCUCCCAGCCCUGGUGUUCCUGGCAGCCCUCACUUUUACCACAUGUGCCUGCCUCUUCAUUUCGCACCAAGCCUUGAGCAUGCAUUCCUCUUGGCUUGUGAAGGGUCACAAAGCUGAGCUCUGGCUCAUCCGCAUCCUGGUCCAGAAUGGGCUGGCACUGUAUGCAACAUGGACCAGCAUUGCCACUCUGCUGAACUUUGCAGUUGUGUUGAUCUACAAGUGGAAUGCCUCCAAUGAGACAGCAACAACAGCUUCCCUAAGCAUCCUUGCUCUUGUCCUGGUAAUAUGGUUUUAUCUAGAAAAUUUCUUUCUUGACAAGCAUGUCCGCUAUAACCUUACAAUCUACCCAGUGGUCAUAAUAGCUCUGACUGGUAGCACAUGCAAGAACUUCUCAUUUUCAUCCCCAACAACGAAUAGCAUUUUUAUAGUUGUUCUGCUGGCAAUUACUUGCUUGAUCUUUGCUGUUCGGCUGGGACUAAUCAUAUGGAGACACUGUAAGAGACCACUGGAAGUGUCAGAAACCCUAGACCCAUCAGGCACUGUGGCCUGAGACAUCUGGCAUGUUGUGGCAGAUACUUUUAAAGGGAGAAAAAAGAAUUUUGGCAUCUACUGAUCUGUCCUUCCAUUAUCAGUUGCCUUGUGCUCUUCUGUUUCUUUCCAUUUGAAAUGUGGAUGGCUUGUGUUUGAAAACCUGUCCUGCACCCAUAUUCCUUCAGAUAAGCUACUCACAGCCCCACCUUGAAUCUGCAUCCUCCUUCAUUUGCUCAGUGCAGGAAAAGGUCUUUCAGCUGAACAACUCUCUGCACCUUUGUGACAACUGAGCUGUGGUGCUCUGGCCCUGCCACUGCAAUGAGGGCUAACAGGCACUUGGCAUGCUUGCACAGACAUUCCUAU
Messenger RNA from Athene cunicularia (burrowing owl), 1591 nucleotides. RefSeq lists its product as uncharacterized. Lineage: Eukaryota; Metazoa; Chordata; Aves; Strigiformes; Strigidae. The coding region runs from base 327 to 1247 and encodes 306 amino acids. The record is from RefSeq and is a predicted model, not a curated record. The transcript is spliced from 8 exons.